This is a messenger RNA of Siniperca chuatsi (mandarin fish), 1367 nucleotides long. RefSeq names its product DDRGK domain-containing protein 1-like. The record is from RefSeq and is a predicted model, not a curated record. The transcript is spliced from 8 exons. The coding region runs from base 104 to 991 and encodes 295 amino acids. Lineage: Eukaryota; Metazoa; Chordata; Actinopteri; Centrarchiformes; Sinipercidae.
CAUAAAAGAAGAAGAAGAAGAAGAAGAAGGAGUAAUGAGCUGAAGACUGAAAUAGACGUGGACAAUAAUUUAUAUUUAGUGAAAGUAUAUCUUCAGAACAGCUAUGGAUAUAGCGCUGUAUCUGGUAGCUGCUGCUAUCCUCAUUGUCCUGAUUUUGUUUGCGCUGAAGGUGCGGAGAAAAACACAGGAAGCUGAUGAGGAGCAGCGGAGGGAUGUUAUCCGGGCAGCGGGGCCUCCUCAGCGGGCAGCAGAGGAGCGAGGAGCCGGUAUGCCUCGGAGGAGGAGGAACCUUGCCACGGUGAUGGCUAACAGACGACCACAGAGAGAAGCUGUGGAACAUGAGGAGGAGCGUGUGGAGGAAGAAGAGGUGGAGCAGCAAAACUUCCAGCCGACAGCAAAAGUUGGAGCCAAGAAGCAGAAGAAGUUGGAGGAGAAACAGGCCAAGAAAGCCCAGAGAGAGGUGGAGAUGGAAGAGAGGGAGGAGAGGAAGAGGAUGCAGGAGCUCAGAGAGCAGGAGAGACGCCAGGAGGAGGAGAGAGAACGACUUCUGGAACAGAAACAGGAGGAGGAGGAGCACCGGGCUAAAGAGGAGCAGGAGAGACGGGAGGAGGAGGAGUACUUAAGACUCAAAGCCUCCUUCAUCAUAGAAGACCAGGGAGAGGAGGAGCAGCUCACUGAGGACCAGUCACGCAACCUGCUGCAAGAAUUCAUCCAGUACAUCAAGAGCUCUAAGGUGGUUCUCCUGGAGGACUUGGCUUCUCAUUUUGGGAUGAGGACACAGGAUGCUAUUGACAGACUGCAGGACCUGUUAGCUGAAGGCUCCCUCACAGGAGUGAUUGAUGACAGAGGGAAGUUUAUCUCCAUCACUCCAGAAGAGCUGGACUCAGUGGCUCAUUUCAUCAGACAGAGAGGCAGAGUGUCCAUCACAGAGCUGGCUCAGGCCAGUAACUCUCUGAUCAACCUGAUGCCUGAGAGCCGCAGCACUGCCUGAUGGACACCUUACUGCUGCAGAACACCUGGACACCUGCUGAAGAAUAAUCACAACUCUUAUCUGUGUGAAAGUUUCACUUAACUGCUGGUGAAAAGUACAUACUGGCCUGUUCAUCUGCUGGUGUUUGGUGCCAGUUGAUGUAAUCAUCUGUUGUACUUUAUUGUGACGACAUGGCUCAGUAGCCCUUAUACACCAGUAGGUGUCAGGCUUCAUAUAGAUUAGGACUUGUGUUUGAUUCAUCUAAAAGUUCAAAUUAACAUACAGUUUCUACUGUGUAUGACAUUAAAUUAACAAGCCCUCAUCAACAUGACAAACAGUGACAUUGUUGUGAAACAAAAGUAAAAAAAAUUGGAAAAAAUAAAGUUUGAGAUUAAUA